AUUUUUCAUCGAUAUAUCGAAAUGAACUGGUCGUGUGCUAAUAUGUAAUACAUUUGCUCUCAUAAAAACAUAGAAGGGCCUCAAAUACUGUCUUAAAAAUGGAAGAAUACGCUCGAGAACCUUGCCCAUAUAGAAUUGUAGACGAUUGUGGUGGUGCUUUUGCUAUGGGGUGCAUUGGAGGCGGCGUAUUUCAAGCAAUCAAAGGAUUUCGUAAUGCCCCUUCUGGCAUUCACAGAAGAUUGAUCGGAAGUAUAAUUGCCAUAAAAACUCGUUCACCCGUCAUAGCUGGAAAUUUUGCUGUGUGGGGUGGGAUGUUCAGCACUAUUGAUUGCACACUCGUCCAAUUUCGAAAAAAGGAAGAUCCUUGGAAUUCAAUAAUAAGUGGAGCCGCAACUGGAGGUAUAUUAGCUGCAAGAAAUGGCGUUCCAGCCAUGGCAGGAAGUGCGAUAAUAGGAGGCGUUCUCUUGGCUCUUAUCGAAGGCGUUGGAAUACUAUUUACUAGAAUAUCUGCUGAUCAGUUUAAAAAUCCAGUUCCACCAACAGAAGAUCCUGCGGCUCUUGGAGAUGGAGGAAGUAAUUUUUCGUUUGGGUCAACUUCCAAUCAAAAACAAUAUCAAUAAAAUAUUAAAAUUUUAAGAACAGCAAAAAUCUAUUACAUAAAAUGAAAAGUA
Messenger RNA from Drosophila ficusphila, 671 nucleotides. RefSeq names its product mitochondrial import inner membrane translocase subunit Tim17-B. Gene Ontology annotation, molecular function: transmembrane protein transporter activity. The record is from RefSeq and is a predicted model, not a curated record. Bases 99 to 620 code for a protein of 173 amino acids. NCBI's taxonomy places the organism in Eukaryota, Metazoa, Arthropoda, Insecta, Diptera, Drosophilidae. The transcript has 3 exons. Gene Ontology annotation, cellular component: TIM23 mitochondrial import inner membrane translocase complex; mitochondrial inner membrane. Gene Ontology annotation, biological process: protein import into mitochondrial matrix.